UUUUUAACAUCUUAUAAGUAGUAAUGUCUUGAAAGUGGAAAAGUAUUUGGCAGCAGAUUAAAAUUGCAAGUUUCUUUGCAACCUCACAAUUAAACAAGAAUUUGAGAAAUGCAACUCUAUACAUUCCUGGGUACAUGUACUUUUAGACCUUAACCCAGACUGUAUGUCUGGGUUGCGGGCUAGAUGGGUGUUAAUUUCGACCCUUUUACAUGGACCCAACACCCUUCUGAAUCUCAACAGACGAUACAUACAUGUAAAUGUAAAUGUGUACCAACUGAUCUUAUCGUGAGGGAGGUGCUAGUAAUUCUAAAAAAUGACAGAUAUAUCCUGUCGUUAUGAUAAAGGCUGACAAAGCUUGACAAAGCUUGGCAAAAUAUAAGUAAUCCUGCUACAUACAACAGUACAUGUACAUGUCAUAACAGGAAAUACCUUUCUGUAAUCGACUCUCUCAUCCUCAUUAUCUCCUAAUAAUGACAUAGUUUUGGGGGAAAUAUAAAUAGUUGGCAUGCUUGCAUGUACAUAAAUACUUGACAGUAGUUCCUUUAAUGACAUGGGGUGACAAACCAGUGGGACUCUUUUACUCACUGAAUGGACUUUGCGACCUAGAGAUUUUGUUUUUUCUAUGUUGGGGUGCAAAAAAAAAAGUUAGUGAACGAAUGGGGAAGUUUGCCCUCAAAAAUACAGGGGUUGAACUAAUCCAAAGUCUGACUAAGGUGCUACAUGUAAAUGUAGAGCAGACAGGAUAGAGAGCGAGAGAGAGGUUUAAUUAGUUAGUAUAGGGAAGACGUGCAAGCGAAAAGCUGCCAGGAAUCGGUGACGUUACCAGAGGCAUCCUCUCUAUCAGUUACAUCAGGUGAACGAGGAGACUCUUGCUUUGUUUCACCGGUUUGACGAUUCCCCUCUGGAUUCCUAUCGCGGCUGACCUGUCGAGCAAGCCUGGUUGUUGACGUUGGAGAAAAGGAACUCGAGUCAUACAAAGAGAGUGCUCAGGUGGAAAACUAGCUUAAACUUUGCAGUGAAUAGACCGACUUCACAAUUUUCCCAGCCAUUUUUCUGCAUUGUGUUGGUGAUUUAGGUUCAGCUAGUUCCCUGUUGCAGUACACCUAGCCACUUUGGAAUUUCGCAAAUCACUUUGGAACUUGUUUACCAGCAGUUUUGAAAGGUUUUAUGUAACUGUCAUGUGCUCCAUUUUGUAACUAGUACAGUACUUCAUUACUUGUGUUUGAGGACAGAUUGUUUGUUUUAAGUGUCGAAGGAUUGGAUAUCACUGACAUAACAGAGCUACAUGUAGUGGCUUGACAAUUAUACAUUUAGGUGUUUCAAAACAAACAGGACUUUGGAACUGAUUGUCCCAAGAAUUUGCAAUAAAUGCAAUAAUAUGUUUUUGCACAGAAGAGUGCACAGGGCAGACGUUGUUUGAGAGCUCCACUGUGUGACACUACAUGGAUAGAGGAACUUGUUGAGGUACUACUUUUAACGUGGACAUGACUUUGGUAGGAAUGGCAGGUGAACAGCAGCAAGAUAUUUCUGGCAAGAUCAAAAGAUUCGAGAGGGCUUCGAUGAAAUUGGAAAACAGAGGUCCCGAGGGGAAAGCCAAAGUGAAAGAUGCAAACGACAAUUACACCACUGAACUUGAAACCAAGCAGGAUGGCAUAGGGAAGAAGAUUCAGCUUAUGGAGGCGAGGCUUGGAAGCAUCGAUGAAGAAAAUAGUCGCCAAGACGAUGAGAAACCCAGGAGUCCCAGUGAUGUCUUGUUGAAAAGAAGUCCAAGAUCUGCCUCGAAUGAGAAUCUUCUGGCUGUUGGGAGUCCCGAACUUAGGAGAAAAAUGUCGAGCCAUUUCCUCAGAAAAUCCUCAGCGCCUAGUCUAUUAGCGACUGUUCCAGAUGAAAGUAGAUUUUCAAAAGCAGAUGACCAAACAAAAGAGAAGGAACAGUUUGUCAGAGAAGAUGUGCCACAUGUGUUUGUGUUCCCCAGUGCUGACUCUGAUAAGAUCAAAGAGACUGAAGAGGGUCAGCAUGGAGAGAGAGAAGGAGAGCAUUUGGGUGGAGGACAGAGUGGUGGAAAGGACGGAGGGAAAGGGAUGACAAAGAGGAUUUCUCGCGUCAGGAAGAGUAUGAGUAUGAGGUUUUCAAGAAGAGAAAAGAAAAGCCACGACACUGAUCACGCAAGCAAAGGAAAGAACGAAGCGACAGAGAAUGAGGAUUGUAAGCAAGUCGAGGAAAAAGACAAGUGCCAAGUCAGUAUUAUUGUUAGCAAAUCGCCGAGUGACAUCCCACCCAACAAGGAAAUAGUGAGAGAACUGUCAAGUUUUAAGUUCAAAGGACCGAGACCCGUUGAUGAACGUGGUGUUACAAAGAGCACGUCAGACAAGGCCACUCCAGAAACGUCCUUGAUGGAUGUAAAUCCCAAGCAAGGCGAUAGCGGAGAUGGGAAGAAGGGUUUGGUCGCCGUGAAACCCAACCGUCGACGGAACCGUCAAAUUCAACUCCCAGUGCCACCGUCCAAGCCUCCAAGCCAACGCCAGACAAACAGCAUCCAUGAAUAUGACCUGAUCAGUUUUGGUGAUGACGGCGCCCAGGGUGUCCAGGGUGUCCCAUCAAUGAUGAGCAGCGAUAAAGAACAGGAGGAGAAACCAUUGAACCCGGUGUAUGCUACUCUGUGCCCAUCUGAUGAGGAAGAGGAGGGCAGCUCUGACGCAGAUCCUGCAAUCCGUGAGGACAUCAAGUUCAUUGACACACGCUUCAUCGCGAGCCGCACCAUAGACAGAAAGUUCGCUGAACAUGUCUACGAGGAUAUCGACAAGGUGAUGGCAAAGGUCAAAAAGCUGCCGGUUCCCGAUAUAGGAGCAUAUCAAGUUUCGAAUCUUACACACACUGAUAUAGAACCAGUUAAACCUGUAGUUUAUGAUGAACCCCAGGCACAUAUAGAAAGUAGCCCUCAUCAUUCACCAAAACCAGUCUCCUAUGAUCAACCUGCUUCGUACACACCGACACCGAGCAGAGAGAUCCCCCAGAACUCUGGUGGGGAUGGCGUGGUCAAGAACCCUGGAGCCCGCAACUGGGCGCAUCGGCUGCCAUCAGACACCAGCAGCGGCAGCCCGCAGAGCUAUGACGUACCCCAGACAGGUCCCAAAGGAUCUCAGAAGCCCCACCUAGGGUCGGGAAGAGGAGGGGGAAGCACGCCCCACAGUCCAACAACAGUUGUCCCUCCGCAAGAUGAUCUGAGUGUACCCCGUGGUUGGAGAGUGGAACAGACUGUCACAAGAGACCCUGUUUUCAUCAAUGAGAUCACAUCAGAAAAGUGGUAUAAAGCAACUCCAACGCAGGGAGAGCCUUACUACUACAGUGAAGACAGGUCACAGACACGCUGGGAUCUACCGUCAGUGCCCUCUUCUCCUCGCCAUCGCAUGGUAUCGGAAGGUGGAGGUCAAGCCGACGAGCCCAAGCUACCCAGCCAAAAGCUCCGCCAGGGGAAAGCGUCAUCGGUGCGCCCUCAUUCCUUCCACCCUCACUUACGGUCUUCCAGCCCCAGUAUACCUUACGACGGCCGCUUUGUAGACAAUCCGUCCCCACCUGUAACUAAUCAGAAAGAUGAAAUUAAGCGAAGAUUUAAUAAUAGGAUAAGCUUAUACGCGCCGACUGAGAUGGAAGUGAGAGAGAAGGAGGGUAUGCUGAGCAUGGUGCUGAUGAAAGAUAGAGUGCCGAAGAAGAAGAGCCGGCCGGGGUACGCGGUCUUGGCCGGUUCACAACUCAAAUACUACAAAGAUCACAAGCACUAUGAGCGGGAUGCAAGUAACCCUGAAGUGAGUCUAACCUUAUUCAGAAAUGAGGUUUGCUGGUGCAGAAGUAGAACUCCAGGAAAGAGAUUAAUCUUUGAGCUGUCUACCACCGAUCAAGGUAUUUUCCUGGUCCAGGGAGAGGAUGAGAUGACUAGUCAGGCAUGGUUUGAAGCCAUCAGAGGAGCAGUUGGAGGUCGAACAGGGUCAUCUUCCGACAUUCCCGAGGAACUUUAUAACUCCUCGCCUCUGACACCAACUGGUUUGUCACCACCGGUUCCCGAUGCCCCUCCCAUGAAGAAGAGCAACAGUAGGAUCAGAGAGAAACUGAAGAACUUCAUCUUCACGAGACCCGACAAAGAAGACCUGAGACGCAAGGGCAUCUUACAAGAGGAGAAUGUGUUUGGGAAGGACAUCGGGAAGUUAUGUGAGAAGGAGAGGACGACGGUACCAGGCUUCGUCAACCAGUGCAUCAGGUGCAUCGACAAGAGAGGGCUGGAGUGCGACGGUAUUUACAGGGUCAGCGGAAACCUCUCUCUCAUACAGAAAUUACGUUUCCUCGUCGAUCAAGAGAAACCCAUAGAUCUGGAGUCAUCACCGUGGAAGGAAGACAUCCAUGUUAUAGCCGGCGCUCUCAAGCUCUACUUCAGGGAACUUCCGGAGCCACUAUUCACCUUCAACACCUUUGACAAGUUUAUAGCAUCCAUCAAUCAAAUACCUGGUACUGAUCAGAAGAUCUUAGCAUUCCGAGAGCUGUUUGGCGAGAUGCCUCGCGUGAACCAAGAUACCAUCUUUGCCCUCUUCUCGCAUCUCAAAAGGGUCAUGGAUAACGUCCAUCACAACCGUAUGCCGGCCAAGAACGUGGCAACGGUCUUCGGCCCCACCCUCAUGUGGCCCGAGCGGGAGAACAUAAACAUGGCCAUGGCGACCGUCUACCAGAACCAAGUCAUGGAGUUUGUCUUAUUAGAAUUUGACAACAUCUUCCGGUAGUGAGCUCCGCCCGUGUUCUCCUGGACUUUGUUUUGUAGAACAAUGCGGAAACCAGCAUGUGGGACUGAAGCUAAGAGUCUGGCCAGAACUUGGCAUGUGGCUGUAGCAAUGUUUUGCUUAGCACAUGUCUCCUAUUCCUAAGGACGAGUAUUGGAAUGAUAAUUUGUCAUAAAUCAAGUUGCUCACACGUAUGUAAUUGUAAUAGCUGAUGAACGUAAAAAGAGCCAUUAUCGCCAUGUUUAUCAUGUUCGUGGACUGUCACCAAUUCAAGUACACGUACCAGGGACUGAAUCCAGACUUCAAUAGUGUGUAGACAUUGCCAAAUAAACCCAACUAGUUGAUUAAUAUUCGCGCAUCAUUGUUUAACGAUCCUCUGUUGCAUGGAAAUGUCUUCAAUGGAUAGUUUUCGGAGCUUCCGCAAACAAGACAACACCCAGAGGAUACUGAGAAUGGGAAGAAAUAGAUGGGGUUUGUAUCUACAAGAAAGUCAUAAUUUUAAGUGUGCACAAAAGUAACUGUACAGUAAUGCAUCAGUAGCCUAUACAACUGAUGGAGGCUUUGCAAUUCAUGUUGAAUCUGUUCAGUUGACGAGACCAACGUUCCUCAUCUCCUCCUUUGUUGGUAUCACUGGAAGCAUGGCAAAUAGCCCAGAAGUGUGUGAGUCCUUGCUCAUACUCAAGGUAGAACAUUCCAUUGAUCAGCCUGCAUUGUCGCGGUUGAAACCGGACAUGGAUCAAGCAGUGGGUAAUAUUAGUCAGGACUCAACGACAGCAAGACUGGUUCUCCUGUGGACCUGGGAGGGAUCACCCACUGGGUGAUCUGAGGAAAAGAAUCCAGGGACCCGUUUCACAAAGCUUUUUUUCAAUGACAAAUGACAAAAAUCAACAAAUGACAACCAAUCAGAAGCAAGGAUUUCAGUAGCUUAUAACAAAAACUCUCAUUUGCCACUGACAAGUUUUGUGAAAAAAAGGAUCUCUGAUACAUUCACACUUGUGUGACAAAGGGGCAAUGUACUAAAACUUGAAACAGUGAAGUUUUUAAAGAGUAAUAAUUUUAUGUUCUGUUGACAGUAAUAAUUUCAUGUUUUUUUAAGAAUAUGAUUCCUUUCGAUGACAGAAAAGUUCCUGAUGCUUCCGCAAAAUGCUCCAUCUCAUCAUGUCUUUUUAAAAUGUCUUUCAAGAGAGAUUUAUUUCAUUGUAUCGUAUGUUUUCAGCAGCAUGAGUGGAGCUGCAACUGCAGUCAUUCAGCUCAAAAAGUUUAAUAUUUUUUUGCAAUGUUUUAAAGAAAUUCCCUAUAGUGGAAAAUAUAUAUUAUGAGUUGAAUCAUGUGACAUAUUGUUUCUUUCGUUAUAAGUUCUAAGCAUAUUAUAUUCUCAAUUCUAUUUUUGUAAUUCUUGAGUUACUUGCAUACAAAAGGGUAUUAUAUUCACAGAUUUAUUCCUUUUUAUGUUUUAAAUGCAUUUAUGAAUAAUUUUGCACAGGCUCUGAAGAUUAUUUGUUUUCCUUCUAUUUAGUAUGUUAUUUCCCACUGAUUCCCCCCAUAUCCAUUUUGUGUAAUAUUUACCUAGCUAUAGUUUAGAUACCUCUGCUUAAAGACAUUAGUAGUUACUACGGUAUUUCCCUGCUUACUCACAAUUUGGGACCUGUUUCACAAAGCCUUUUCUCAAUGACAAAUGGCAAAAAUCAGUGACAUAUCUGCUUGAUAACCAAUCAGAAGCAAGGAUUUCAGUAGCUAAUAACAAAAACUGUCAUUUGUCACUGAUGACAAGUUUUGUGAAACGGUUCCCUGGUCAUGGAUAUGUUAUUGAGAAAGAUUUGAUGACUAACAUGGAGAGAUGCAUGCAUUCUGUAUUCAGGAGCAAGAAUUAGAACCCAUGAAUAGUUUCGGUUAAUCUUUCACUGACAAUACCGAUGGAAGCCAGAGGCGCAAUUAGUUUGUAGGUUGGUCAGAUAUUUAUCAUUACAAUCAAUGUCUCUUGCUGCUAAAAGAGCCACGGUAUUCCCUUCUCCAAAAAUAUGCAGGCUGAUACUUUUUUACGAAAAAAAAAGUCUUUCCAAUUUAAUUCCAACACUUUAAGUCCUUCGCAUUUACAGAUAUAAAUCAGAAAUGGAACGACAAUACAUUGUCAUUUGAAUACUGCUUGGUAGUUUUAGUCCGAACAAAAUUCAUUGUAAUUAAUAUCAGUGACGAUUUAAAUACAUAAAUGCAUGUUACUGGAACAUCAUUACCAAAAUCCCUUCAUUUUGAAAUUCAUUCAACAUCUCAAUUUACUUAUCGUAUGGUUUGAUAGUUAUAAAAUGUUCAGAUUUAUUCAUAAACUUGAAGCAUAAUUCAUUUUUAUAUGUCCAUGUAUAUUCCCAUGUAUUGAAUUACAUGUAUAUUUAUUUACUUACAGUGUACAGUGUAUAAGGGGCACACAUUCAAGAAAAGUAAUGUGCAGAGUAUUAUGAAAGGCCUUUAAAGGGCCUUUUAGAGAAAUCAGCAUCGUCUGAUCAACUCUAAAAAUAUGAAUUUUUACCUGUCUUUGAUUUUUACUGGAAAGGCCAUGAAUAUUGUAUUCAAUGAAUUUGUGUACUUAAUAAGAAGAAAUGCAAUAAGGAAAGAUUUUAGGUUUUUAAAGCCCACGGUAUCUUUCACUGGCUGUACAAUUGAAAUCACUAUAUUUGAUAAUACAUGCUGCAGGUAGAAUGCAGAAAAUUAGGAACAAUUUUAAGUUUUAAUGAUUGGUUGUACUCUGAGCAGUGAUUCAUUCACUAUUGUAGCAAAUACCAUAUGCUCCUGUUUUACUCAAAUUUUCAAAGCAACAAAUGAUUGAGCUACCUGAUAUGAAACCAUAUUACAUGUAAAUUGUUAGCUGCAAAAAUGUAAAGUGCACUGAAUCUAAUGUACAGCACAAUUCUACUAUACUGAGCCAGAUAUUGAUUUUACAAUAUUUGAAGCAAUGUAGAUGUUAGAUUAUGAAAUAAUGAAUAAGCCAAGUAAGUCCACAAGCUGACCACUGUCGUUUUGAUUUGAAGAGUUUUACCCAACCAAAAAGCCAAGAAAUUGAUUUCAAAGACACUCUUGUUAAUUUGAAUUUGCCCUCAAAGCAAGACAAUUUAGUUCCGUGCCAAAUCAGUGCAUAUGUUUGUCAUUUUUUAAUUCACUUUUUUUCAUUUUUGGUCGUUUUGAUAAAGGUUUCGCAAGAGAUCGUGAGGUAAAUACUAAACACUUUUCAGCGAAGUUUAGAUUAACAUAAAAUUCAAGUUUAAAGUACCCUAGGCAAUGAGUAGGACCAAACCUAACAUCAACAAUCUGUAGAAUUGAUAUAACCAAAAAGAUUAAGAUGUCAAACACCUCAUUCCUUUAAUUUUGACCUAACAAUUGAACACCCCCCCCCCCUCUCAUUUAAUUGUGACCAAACAAUCGUAUUAUAAUUAUCAAUGUUAAUGUGAGUCUUGAUCCCAUCGUUAGAUGUUUCAAUUAUUUGUAUCUCACAUUUUGAGACUUACAUUCCAAAAGUGUUCCACUAGACAAAUAUGUUUAUUAAUCAAUACCACAAAGUAGUAAAAAUAGGACUGGGCUGUGUCUCAAUUCAUCUCCUUUUCAUGUACUUAAUUCUUGAGACCUGUCACAAAUAUUAAAAACAAGGUAAUCCUAAAUGAACUCCGUAUAUUUGGUAAUGAUACUGUAGCCGCUUUGUUGUAACAGAAAAGGCACUUUUCAAGAAAAAGAAACCAUUGUUACCUUAUUGUCAAAAUCUAACUUGCAUCUACAAUGUAUUUCCUGAAAUUGUGGGUAAUAUUUUUCUCCCUUUUGAGGUAUUCUUUCGCUUAACUCUCUUAUUUUUCUAGCGAAUGAUGAAGAACAUAUUCUGAAAGUUCUAUCAUGCAUUUCAGCACAAAUGGGCAUGAUACAUAUUGAUAUAAGCCAUGCAGCUUUCAAUAUUUCCCUCAUUAAUGGAUAUAUCAUUUUUUUUUUAUGGGUAUGGUAUAAUUCAAAUUUUGAUCUGUUGAGUAUUAACUGAUCCGGAAACAGUGACAUCCAGUUGUUUCUCAAGAUAUUGCUUUGAAAAAAAUAUGAUUAAACAGAAGUUAUAGACAUAAGUAAGGAUUAGAGUCCUGGAAAUAUACAGUAAUCUUGCACUACAGAUAUUUUUUAAGUAGGUAAACUUGUACUGUAGUGAGUAGAUAUGAAAUUCAAAAAAAAGAAAAGGAAUCUGGUUUGAAAAAAAACCAACACAGAUUGUAUUCUGAUGAUAUUUUUGCACUAAAUUUGUAGGAAGACUGUACUUAUAGAGAACAAUUAAUGUAUACAGAUAUGUAAAUGUUAUGGAUAUUCCUCAUGGUAGGGUAUUUUUUAAAUGUACACAAUAAAGCCCACCGCAUACUAUA
Molecule: messenger RNA, 9139 nt
Organism: Strongylocentrotus purpuratus (purple sea urchin)
Lineage: Eukaryota; Metazoa; Echinodermata; Echinoidea; Camarodonta; Strongylocentrotidae
Product: rho GTPase-activating protein 27
Exons: 16
Coding region: 1485-4766 (1093 amino acids)
Biological process (GO): regulation of GTPase activity; signal transduction
Cellular component (GO): cytoplasm
Molecular function (GO): protein binding
Source: RefSeq, a predicted model, not a curated record